Molecule: messenger RNA, 561 nt
Organism: Mesorhabditis spiculigera
Lineage: Eukaryota; Metazoa; Nematoda; Chromadorea; Rhabditida; Rhabditidae
Source: the annotation of a GenBank genome assembly
AUGCUCAUCCUCGAGGGACAAUGGCUGACGCUGAGAUGUGCUCUGAAGAAGGAUGAAGAUAAGAAUCAAACAGUCUGGGUGGUAAAUGGCAACACGAUCGAGCCGAACUACUACGAGUGGCGCAUCAAGGCCGAGGCGGACAUGUUCGAGGUUUUCCCGACCGUCCUCGACGACGCCGGCAUUUUCGAGUGCCUCUACGAGGACCAGCUGCGCGGUUUUGCCAAUAUCACGAUCGUUACCCGAUGGGCCGCAAUCUGGAUGGGCUACCAGAAUUACAUGACGGUGAUGUGCGUGUUUUUGCCGCUGUGGGUGGCACUCCUCGGCAGCAACUUUUUUGCGCCGCCACCGAAGUUCAAGAAGAAACAUGGGAAAUGGGGCGACGCCUACAUCGAGCAUCGCCUGAACGACAAUGUAUCUAAGGCAAAGGAAUCGAUUGCCCGCAAAAAGUUUGGCGACGACCUCGAGAAGCAGAAGGAAUUCCUGCUGAGAAGCCAGUACGGGCCAGCCGAAACCGCCGCCAUCAACCGACGCAUCAUCCAGACUAUUCUCGACGGCUGCCGU